AUGGCCAAUGCUUUUUCCGAUGCUAACACUGCCGACAAUCAGCCACUUGAGUCGACGAUUCUUCCGGAGCUCUACAUCAAAGCCAACCACGGCCAGCGAAAAUUUAACAUCCAAAUUCUCGACUCGGCGCAAAUGUCGUUCGAUAGCGAGCCGAACGUCAGCCAGCAGUUUCUCGACGUGGGCUGCGGAACGGGCGACUUCACUCGGCAAGAACUGUUGCCGCGCUGUCAGCCCUGCCGCAGGAUUGUGGCCACCGACGUCUCCCGAGCAAUGGUGGAGUACGCCAGAGAGAACUUUGGUCAUCCGCAGAUCACGUACGAGGUACAUGACAUCGAAAGCGACGUCUCGGGACUCGUGCAGAAGUACGGCGAGUUUGACCGCGUCUACUCUUUCUUCGCACUCAACUGGACGGAGGACCUCACCGCGGCUCUGCACAACGUUGCAAACUUGAUGACCGACGACGGCGAGUGCUUGCUAGUGUUCACGGCUCGACACGCGAUGUACACGGUGUGGAGGAGAAUCGUGGAAAUGGAUCGAUGGAAGUCGUACAAAGCAGCCGUCGAGCGUUUCAUUCCAGAAACUCAAAACAUCGAACACGCGUCGGACCUUAGCUCCUACGUGCUGCGCUGUCUCGAGGGUGCCAACCUCAAGCCGCGCACCUGGAAGGUACUGACCCAAAACACAGACCCCGGAAAUGUGGAGAAACACAUCGAAAGGGAACGCUCCUUGAACCCCAUUUUACCCAUGCUGCCCGAGGAAUUAAAGACGCAAUUCAAGAGGGACGUGGCCGCGGUUAUCCGCAAGUUUUGCACUGAAACACCGGCCGGGGAUCCACAGUAUAUCGGGCACAACUUCGUUGUUCACGCCAGAAAAGUUUCCAAAUGA
Ixodes scapularis (black-legged tick) is the source of this 885-nucleotide messenger RNA. Its product is annotated as juvenile hormone acid O-methyltransferase-like. Bases 1 to 885 code for a protein of 294 amino acids. The record is from RefSeq and is a predicted model, not a curated record. NCBI's taxonomy places the organism in Eukaryota, Metazoa, Arthropoda, Arachnida, Ixodida, Ixodidae. The transcript has 3 exons.